Messenger RNA from Arachis ipaensis, 882 nucleotides. NCBI's taxonomy places the organism in Eukaryota, Viridiplantae, Streptophyta, Magnoliopsida, Fabales, Fabaceae. The record is from RefSeq and is a predicted model, not a curated record.
AUGGCAGAGGCAGAGGUUGCCCCAAGAAAGAGACUCAUAAUUAAGCUUCGUUUGCCGCGUUCAAGAACAGUGUCAUCCGAAGAGUGCAAACUAAAGCAUGAUGCUGAUACUGCAAAGCCUGGACCAGAAUUUAUGGCUUCUGAGAAGAGGAAGAAAGAUCAGCAUUGCAGCACUACUGAAUACUCGUGUAUUGUAGUGGGAAAGAGCCAUGCAGAAGGUUCUAGAACCUUGUCAACUGAUGCACAGUGCAAACAGAAGAAGGACGAUGAUGGUGCUGAUUCUCGCGGAGGCAGAAAGAGAAGAAAGUUGGCAACUUCUGAAGGUUCUAAGGUGCUUGACUCAAUGAACACAAAGAAGGAAGAGGAAGAACAUCACAAUGCAUGUUCAAGAAUCCCAAGAACCGGUUCGAAGAAGGAAGAGGAGAUGAAGGUUGUUCUGAAUGAGAAGAGAAUGGACCGUUAUCAAAAGAUGCAGUGUUGGGUGAUCUUGAAGCGCUUCAUGGUUGGAAGAGAUGGCUGGGCUUUCAAUAAAACUCUGGAUCCCAAGAAGUUAGGGAUUCUUGGUAACAAAUGUGAGAGUGUGUUGUUGAAGCCAAUAGGGUUUGAGGAUAUAGAGUCAAAGCUGAACAAAUUCGUGUAUUCAGGGCCUGAUGAAUUUGCAAAGGAUAUGAGGCUUUUGUUUUCUUAUGGAUUCAUGUACCCUCAAAGGGAUCAGAUUCAUAGAGUUGCAAGGAGAUUCAGUGACAGCUUUGAAAUUACUUGGAAGGCUUUGACAGAAAAGUGGUCAACUGAAGAGAGGAAAAGGAAUAAGAUCUUCAAGAGGGAAAGAAGCUCUGAAACUGUUACCAAAGGAAGAAGCAGAAAGUGGAAGAAGGCCACGUAG